This is a messenger RNA of Malassezia restricta, 585 nucleotides long. RefSeq lists its product as uncharacterized. Bases 1 to 585 code for a protein of 194 amino acids. Lineage: Eukaryota; Fungi; Basidiomycota; Malasseziomycetes; Malasseziales; Malasseziaceae. The record is from RefSeq and is a predicted model, not a curated record. The transcript has a single exon.
AUGUCCGUGUUUCGUGCCACCCGCACCCUGCUGAACAAGGUGCCCGAGUCCCCCGACAAGUACCAUAUUCCGAAUGGUGUGACACCAUUUUGGCAUAAGGUGCACCAAUUAAUGUCGACGAAUCCUGACGUCUCGACGGGCCUGCCUCGCAACCUGCAGUUUAGGUACCCUCCGCCGGCUUCCCGCCCGGAAAAGCCAGCUACAGUGCCCUCGCGCGCAUCUGACAUUGCUGAUAACAUGUACUACCACCGCGACUUCCGCCGCAAGUAUCCGAAGCUGGAUGUAGUGACCCAGCAGUACUUGACGGAACUGCUGCUCGCUUCACCGAACGAGGACGGUACAAAGAGCCUUCCGCUUCCCGAAUCGGGUGCGUCGACGGACUUGACGCGCCCUGAUGAUCUAGCUUCGCCCACUGCCUUCACGCAAGUGCUCGCACAAGUGCACAACUCGUCCGAGCACAAGUACUCGCCCAAGAAUAUGCCUCCCAAGUUUCCCUCGACCUCUCCCCAGCACAUUCUCAAGCUUCAGAAGGGUGCUCUUCCACGCGACAAGUACGACUACUUCCCCGUCGAGAACUAUGCGUGA